AUGGUAUUAGCUAGCAUUUUUGCCAAAACUGAGGUCUAUUCUUCCAAUGCACCAUGUGAUUUCCGGGAAAUCCCUUGGAGCAUUGGAGGAAUGGAUCUCAAAUUUGGUACAAAAAUGCUAGGUUUCUCAGUGCCUGCUUUAUGCCUAAAGAAGACAAGAAGAGAAGGACUGCAUCAUCUAAAUAGAGCUUUGGACUUAUUUUGUGAAGCUUGCAAUGAAGUGUCUUUUAAUGUACCUCAUAAAAUGAAGAUGGGAAUGUUUAUUGGCAGAGUAAAAAUGAAACAUUGUCUUAAUGAUACUGGAAUUAUUGGCAUAAACAAUCCCAAUUUUAUAAUUCUGGAAGAUGGUUCACUGUAUACCAAAAAUGCUAUUUCUUUGACUACAAAUGAAAGUAUCGUUACUGUAUUUUUAAAAAAUAUUUAUACACAUGAGCAAAAGCGGAUAUAUGUUAGCUUGCUAACAUACCCCCAAAAGGACUCUAAAACGAAGAGAAGACGUGUCCGAGCAACUGUUGUGGGACGAACAAAACGAAGAUGGGCUCCAGUCCCAACUAUUAUAAUGGAAAACUCACUAGGCCCUUAUCCUAUGCAAAUUCAACAGCUGUCUUCUGACAUGGCACUAAAGUACAAUAUUAGAUAUUUUAUUACUGGUCCUGGUGUUGACAAACCACCACUGAAUUACUUUUACAUUGAGCAAGAAACUGGAAAUCUCUUUGUUACUUGCCCAAUAGAUCGAGAAGAAUACCCAGAAUUUCAGCUCAUUUGCUAUGCAAUGACACCGGAUGGAUAUACCCCAGAAAUCCCACUUAUUCAUAUCAUCAAAAUAGAGGAUGAUAAUGAUAAUACUCCAGAAUUUGAGUAUAAUAUUUAUACUUUUCAUGUACCUGAAAACAGUAUAAUUGGAACGUUAGUUGGACAAGUGACUGCAUUGGACAAAGAUGAGCCCAAUACACUGCAUAGCAAAGUGAAAUACAGAAUUAUAUCCCAGAGUCAUCAGAAACUUCAGGAAUUUGUUAUAGAUCCAGAUUCAGGCUGUAUUACGGUAGCGUUACAUCUGGACAGAGAGACUAUGUCAGCAUACACAGUAUACAUAGAAGCAAGAGACAUGGGAGGUGAGGAGUUUGGUUUGUACACUACAGCAGCAGUACAUAUUGAGAUUAAAGAUGUAAAUGAUAAUCUUCCUCAAAUAGCACAAAGUAUGUAUAUAGUGGAGAUAUAUGAAAACAUAGAACAUGCAGAAAUAUUAUGUAUUCCUGUUGAAGAUAAAGAUGAACCCAGAACAUCGUCAUGGAUGGGUAUAUUUGCUAUUACUAAAGGAAAUGAAGAUAAUAGUUUUGCUAUUAGAGUUGAUCAACAGCAGAAUAUUGGGUGUUUAAGCACUUUAAAGGAACUGGAUUAUGAGAAAAGCCAUGAGAGAAGAUUAGAAAUUGUCAUAAAUAAUGAAGCACCUUAUUUUCCACCUCCAAAUUCAAGAGCUCUUCAAACAAGUAUGGCGAGCAUUGUGGUCAAAAUUAAGGAUCAGGAUGAAGGACCUGUAUUUGAAUCUUGUGAAUAUAUUCUAUACAUAAAUGAACGCUUGUUGGUUGGCACAGUGGUUGGUAAUUACCAAGCAAUGGAUCCAGAAACUGGAAACAAACAUUUGAGUUACAGAAUAAUAAAGGACCCAUGUGGUUGGAUCACCAUUGAUGAAAUAGGAAACCUCAGAACAACUGACAUUUUAGAAAGAGAUUCAAAAAACAUAGAAUACAGUCAAUGUAAUGUAACAGUAUCUGCAAUUGAUCAAAGUGGUAAAACAGGAAAUGGAACAAUUGUGAUAGCACUUAUGAUUGAGAACAAUUACCCAGUGAGUACCAGUAAACGCUAUGUCAUGUGUAAAGAUAAAAAACCGAUCUGUAUAAACGCCACUGACAUUGAUUUGCCAAUGUCCACUAUACCUUUUCAUUUUGAAAUAGAGAAGCCAAUGGACUUAAAAUGGAAGUUAACUCCAAAUGAUGAUGCAUCAGCAUUGCUUUCUCUAGUUGAAGAUAUAGACUAUGGCUACUAUUCUAUUCUUCUCCGAAUAUGUAAUGGGGAAAGCAUCAGAAAAAGUGAAAUAAUAGUUCAUUAUUGUGACUGCAUAGUUCCAAGUAGCUGCUCCGAAUCCACCACAAACAGGUCACUGGAUUAUUCUCCUUCAGACAUUCAAGUAGAGCGCACUCCAGCUGCAGCACCUGUUUUAGGAGCUUGGAGCAUUCCUGCAAUGGUCAUGGGUUCACUUACAAUGCUAUUAGGCUUUGGUGCACCUUAUGGUGUUUGGCUCUAUAGAAAACGUCACACAUCUCAGGAAGAAUCUGAUUUAACUUUUGAGAAUGUAACAAGAUCAAACACUGAGGCACCAGGUGAAGCAAACACAAGGCCAAACACUGAGGCACCAGGUGAAGGAAACACAAGGCCAAACACUGAGGCACCAGGUGAAAGAAACACAAGACCAAAUACUGAGGCAUCAGGAAAUACAAAUUUAAAUAUAUUUCCCGUGUCAACAAUGAAUAAAUUCAUAAAUAUGAAUACAGAUAUAAUAAAAACUGAAAGGAAAGAUUUGGAAGCAGGAAAAAGAGGAUGGCAUUCCACAUCAGAAUUAAUCAAGGGAGGAAAAGUGAAUCAUUUGGCACUAUCUUUACAAAACUGUGCGCCUUCUUUAAGGAAUUCAUUCAAAGAUUUCUGUUUAGAAUGGCAGAAGUUCACUAACCCUCGCUUAUCUGAAAUGGUAUUUCUUUGUGGAGAAGAUGAAGAACAUAACCUGGCUAAAGAGUAUUUACAUGCAUAUAAGUACGAAGGCAAAGACUCACCAACUGGUACUCUAAGUUCCUGUACAGGAGAGUCAGAAGAAGAAAAACUGAGUUUUUUAAACCAGCCAGAACCUCCAUUCCGGACAUUAGUUGAAGUUUUUGUACAGAAGGAUUGCGUUUAAAUUAUUCCUGAAAAUCAGCACACUUCACUAGGAAAUUCCCCUGUGCAGAUUCCAUUGAAAUGAAUGAAUGGUCUUGAGAAGCCCUAGUUAACUAUAAUGAAAUUGAAAAGAAUUUCUUCCCCACAGUUGUGUCUACCCAUUUAUUCUUUAUGGGAUAUUUUGGAAUUUUUUAAAGAAUUAUUUUAAACAGAG
Molecule: messenger RNA, 3138 nt
Organism: Pantherophis guttatus
Lineage: Eukaryota; Metazoa; Chordata; Lepidosauria; Squamata; Colubridae
Source: RefSeq, a predicted model, not a curated record